Messenger RNA from Neoarthrinium moseri, 489 nucleotides. RefSeq lists its product as uncharacterized. Bases 1 to 489 code for a protein of 162 amino acids. The transcript has a single exon. NCBI's taxonomy places the organism in Eukaryota, Fungi, Ascomycota, Sordariomycetes, Amphisphaeriales, Apiosporaceae. The record is from RefSeq and is a predicted model, not a curated record.
AUGGUAUCUCAAUCAACCAUCGCCGCCAUCACAACGAUACUUCUCGGCACCAACAUUCUUGUAGCUGCAGCUCCUGCCCCGUCUUUUAAUGAGACUGAACUGGUGGCGCGAAUGGACGCCAACACCGCCAGCUGUGAGAACACAUGGGAGCACGUUACCAACGACCCUGUCGUGCAAUACUGGUACUUGGUCGUUCCCAACUCCGGCGUCAAAGCCAACCGCAUGUGGAAUCAUCUCAACCUCAACGGCUGCGCACCAACGGAGCACAAGUACUACAAUACACCAAAGAACCAUGGGGUCGCACUCACAUUCCACACCAGUGAGGCGUGCACCGCCGCAAGGGUCAGUCAUGCGUACAGAUCUUCCUCCGACCCACCUUAUAACCUUGGCUGUACCUUUAAUGGCAAGGAAAGCCCUAACGGCGGCGAGGCUGGGGCCGCGGCAAUUGAUGCCGCAUUCGAGGCUGUGCUUGAAGGGAUUCGUGCCUAG